AUGAUAUUCUCAAAAGCGACAACUUCACGUAGGUGUUCAAAUAUUGCUGAUGUAAGCGAGUGGCACAUCAACAAACUGCUGGGAUCUGGCGGCUUUGGAGAUGUCUACAAAGUAGUAAAAGAAAAUGAUGCCGAUAAAAAGGAGUACGCAAUGAAAACAGAAAUGUGCGAGGGCGACAAGCGCAUGCUUCGUUUGAAAAUUGAAGUACGCGUACUCGGACUCUGUCUGAAUGUCGAAAAUCCCGAAAAACGAAAGCACUUCAUAGAUCUCAUUGAUCGAGGAAAAACGGAAAAAUUCAAGUUUAUGGUAAUGAGCUUGGUGGGUCCAUCAUUAGAAGAUAUUCGCAAGAACAUAGUCGGUCGAAAUUUUUCCAAAUCGACGGGCAUGCAGGCUGCAUACCAAACAUUGCAAGCAAUUGGCGAUCUCCACGAAAUCGGUUACCUACAUAGGGACAUUAAACCUCAAAAUUUCGCCGUAGGAUUAGGUGAAGACGAGAAAACCAUAUACAUGCUUGAUUUUGGAAUUGCUAGGAAGUACACAGUGGGAAACACUAAGCAAGUAAAGUACGUUAAAAUUUCUGGGAACACUUCGGUUUGCUUCGCGAGCUUGCAGAAAAGACGACCUAGAAACCUGGAUUUACAUGGUUCGAUAAAAUCAAGUCAAGUGGUAGUUUACAAAGAAAAAUUUUUUCGAUUUCAAUGUGAAUGUUAUCGCUUGGUACCCAACCAGUUUAAACGCAUAGUAGAAUAUGUUAACGGCAUGACCUUUGAAGAAACGUCAUCUGAUAAUAAAAACACUGGAUCCGACGACUCAGAGGAAAGCGACAAAAUUUCAAAGGGAAGUAGAAGCAAACUUCGUAGGAGAUCCGGCGACAGACUUAGUAGCGAUAGUAGAAAAAGGAACAGUACUGUUGGAAGGAAGAAACUUGAGGGGGUGGCGGUGGCAGGACAGCAGUAG
Messenger RNA from Cylicostephanus goldi, 957 nucleotides. NCBI's taxonomy places the organism in Eukaryota, Metazoa, Nematoda, Chromadorea, Rhabditida, Strongylidae. The record is from the annotation of a GenBank genome assembly.